AUGAGUUUUCAAAUUGCCGUCUAUAACUAUCAAGUGUUCCUCAUCUUUAGAGGACCAGAUGUUCGGGACAGCUUCCUCGAGUGCUUCCAUGACCCACUCAAGGGCGCGGGGAUUGUGGCAUUCCUAGACCGCAAAGAGAUCGAGUAUGGUGAAAGGAUUGAUGACAAGAUCGUGGAAGCCAUCAAGUGUUCCUACAUAUGCGUCCUUGUCUUCUCCAAGGACUUCGCUUCUAGCCCAACUUGCCUGAUGGAAGUGGCUCUAAUGGUGGAGUUCGAUAAAACCAUUCUUCCCAUCUUCUACGACGUCGAACCCUUCAUUGUCUCGCUACCAGGGGACAAAUGA
Molecule: messenger RNA, 342 nt
Organism: Eucalyptus grandis
Lineage: Eukaryota; Viridiplantae; Streptophyta; Magnoliopsida; Myrtales; Myrtaceae
Product: TIR-only protein-like
Exons: 1
Coding region: 1-342 (113 amino acids)
Biological process (GO): signal transduction
Source: RefSeq, a predicted model, not a curated record